AUGCCACCCGCAAAGAAGAGAAAGACGGCCGCCGCCGCCAAGGCAGAAAAGGCUCUCGACGCCGACGUCCCGACCAAACAGUCCACCACCAACACCACAGACUCCACCGAAGACGAACCCUCACAAGAAGACGUGGCGCCGGCCGAAGCAACCACACAAGCCGGCCCCUCGGCUGCGGCACCACCACCACCACCACCACCCACAGCAGAGGCCGCGGCAGAAUCAGACACGCCGGCAGCGACCCCGAUCAACCCCGCCUCGAAGGCCGCCGACCGCAUGGCGCGGUUCAAGGCGCUACAAGCCCGCGCCAAGUCGUCCUCGGACUCGAACCUAAAGGAGGCGACGCUCGAGUCGCAGCGCCUCGCCGCCGACCCGUCGCAGCUGACGGCCAUCCACCGGCGCCAGGCCAUCGCCUCGCACAAGCUCCUGCGCGCCGACGUCGAGGACGCGGGCGGCGACUUUGAGCGCAAGCGCGCCUGGGACUGGACGAUCGACGAGUCGGAAAAGUGGGACAAGCGCGUCAAGAAGAAGGACGCGGCGCGCGAACAACAACGCCUUCUUCCGACUACCGCGCCGCCAGCAACAAGGUCUACAAGCGCCAGGUCAAGAACAUGGCGCCCGACCUCGACCGUACCACCGGCCGAAGAUUUCGGGGACAGCUUCGGAGCGGGGGGACCAUGA
This is a messenger RNA of Verticillium alfalfae VaMs.102, 681 nucleotides long. Its product is annotated as pre-mRNA-splicing factor SYF2. The record is from RefSeq and is a predicted model, not a curated record. The transcript has 2 exons. Lineage: Eukaryota; Fungi; Ascomycota; Sordariomycetes; Glomerellales; Plectosphaerellaceae. The coding region runs from base 1 to 681 and encodes 226 amino acids.